AGGUUUACAACUAGGCUAGGCCAUUCACACGUCGCGGUAAAAAAGAACGUGAUUUAGCCUAGGCUAGGCCUGUUGAAAUCAUGGACGUUCCAAUGUGUCCUGUAAAAAGUAUAUCCGCAGAACACAAAGAUUUGAUUCAUGAUGUAGCUUUUGAUUUUUAUGGUAAACGGAUGGCUACAUGUUCAAGUGACCAAAGUGUUAAGGUUUGGGAUCUAGGUGAAAAUGGGGAAUGGCAGUGUACUGCAAACUGGAGGACACAUGGAGGCUCGGUGUGGCGAGUGACCUGGGGUCAUCCUGAAUUUGGUCAGGUGUUGGCAUCCUGCUCGUUUGAUAGGACAACUGUUAUCUGGGAGGAAAUUGUUGGUGAUUCUAACUCCAAGCAGAAGAUUCAAGGUCACUGGGUGAAGCGAACAACAUUUGUUGACAGCAGAACAUCCGUAACAGAUGUUAAAUUUGCUCCAAAACAUCUAGGUUUACAAGUGGCAACUUGUUCAGCAGAUGGAAUCGUGCGUUUUUAUGAAGCACCGGACGUUAUGAACCUGUCAGUGUGGUCUUCAGUUGAGGAAGAAAUCAAUACAAAAAUGGCCAAAUGCAGCUGUAUUUCAUGGAAUCCAUCCAGAGUUCAUCCCCCAAUGGUGGCUGUUGGAAGUAAUAAUCCCAACCCCUCUGGUGGGGGAAAAGUUCUCCUAUUUGAAUACAGUCAAGCAGAAAGGAAGUGGAAUAAAGUAGAGACGUUGAUGAACAUAACAGAGGCAGUACACGAUGUGGCAUUUGCACCCAAUUUAGGACGUUCAUACCACACACUGGCUGUUGCCUCCAAAGAUGUCAAAAUCACAACAUUGAAACCCUUAAGGUCGGAGCACACAGGUACUAUGGCUGGAGCUACAAGGCUAGAGGUGUGUCAGUCUGGUGUUUUAGAGCACGAGAACAGACAGGUGUGGAGGAUUAGUUGGAAUAUAACUGGAACUAUUCUUGCUUCAUCUAGUGAUGAUGGAUUUGUUAGAUUAUGGAAAGCUAACUACUUAGAAAAUUGGAAAUGUAUCCAGACGUUGAAAGGUGAUGGACAAUACAUGAAACCAUUUGGAACCGCAAGUAAUCAGAUGCUUGCCAGAGAACAAGAGGAAACUUCACGACCACCGGCCAGAGGAUGGUUGUUAUAGUGAUAGAUAUGACAUCAUCAUUCCAUUUCUAUAAUUAACCUCCCUAUAUACGUUUUGCUCUGAAGUAUAAUCAUAAGACCUUAACUCAAUAUUAUCAAAUGCAGAGAUUUCAUCACCUAAAAGAGCAAAUUUUUGUUUUUGGUUUUUUGUUGCUCAGUGUAAUGAUUCAAGGUUUGCUGGAUGGUAUGCUGUGUACCUUAACCAGUCAAUCAUGAUUACUUUUAGUUGUGAAGAUGAAGAUGAUACGUGGAUGCCAACCUAUGAGACUUUAAAUCCCUGAGAUUCUAGUCGUAGCCACCUCUUAUGCCAGCCACUCCCUGCGCACGACGGUUGUCGGCCGACUCGAUUCCACGAUGCGUGCGCAACUUUAAUUUUUAUUUGAUCGUUCAGACUGCCACCGACAAUCAGCAGAUAGUGUCACUUCGUCUAACUCUCACACAGAACGGAGUCGUACAAUCGUUAGCAGUGAAUGCCCAGCAUUGGCAGAGAGAAGUCGUUUUUAUAAAUCUUUAGUGUGAUAUCGAAAAAACAGAACAUCUGGGCUUACACCACAGGUGGGCAAGCUGUGGCCCGCAGCAAUUUUACUUUGGCCCUCAAAAAUAAAUUAAAACUGUGGUAGCGGCAAUCUAAAAUCUUUGGCUAGAAAAUACCUUGUUGUUAAGGCCCAUUGCUGAAAAUCUAAUACUAAAACUGCGCAUAAAGCAGUAUACUGUAAAAAGUGUAUGAAGGUUUUCAAAUGCACAUUGGAAACAUCACAUUCUUAUCAUUAAGUUUUUUAUGCCCCCCCCCCCCACCAUUGCUUACACAAAAAUGUUUACUGUUCUUUUUCUUUGUAUAUCUAGAAAUAGGUGGCCUGAUGUUAGUAUCAUUCAUGAUGAAAAGCAGCCAGAAUGCAUUUUGUAAUGUAUUUUUUAUUUUAUAAAAUACUCCCACCCAGGGCUGACACAUAGCAUGAAACAGUUCACAGUGCGUCAACAGUAAUAAGUGAAAGUCUUGGAAUUCAUGAGAUUUUAUUUAUCUGUAGUGAAACUGGUUCAUAGAAAUUAGCUUUGAGUCUUGCAGAGAAUAAAUAUUUUGCGAGUCUCACUAACUACCGUACGUAAUGAUGGCCAUCAUAAUGCAGAUGUUGCUGUUGAUGGUAAUGGUGUUUCCAUCUACCAUUAUAACUUUAGCAUCAUUUGUCUUUACAGGUCUCUGUAUCCCCAUUUCUAACGUCACUCCUUUUUUUUUUUGCUUUUUUUACACAUUUUGGCAUGUUAAAAUUAAAGGAUCAUAUUUUUGUUGUUUUGUAAUACCGAUUAUUAAACAUGUUUAAAAUGUCAUGGUAGGAAAUUAUUUUGUGUUGUGAUCAAAAGUUUAAACUUUCAUUAAUUUAAAAAAAAUUAUUUUUGUAGCACUUGAUACAAUGCCAGUGCUGUUAUUGUGUUUAUUUUUAUUUUUUUGUACGGUCUGUCACAAUUACAUAACCUGUAAAUAUUGCUGUAGAUUUGCUUUUUAAAAGUAUUAAAUAUUUAACAAUUAUGGAUCAGUGCCCCUAUGAGUUAAGACAUGCUUUUUUAUCCAAUUGUAUUGAUGUAAGCAUCCUUAUAAAGUUGCUGUUCAAGUCUACAUGACACUAUUAACAAAUAUGUGAUGAUAUGUUCAUGGGCAUUUUGUAACUACGGGCGUGUUUCUGCUGAAUAACGCCAAAAACGUGUUUUUUUUAUAAACGGUUAAAUUCCUUCUGAACGUGUUUCUAGUGAAAAAGUGCAACUAAUAAAAACAAGGUGAUGCAAGCAUUGGCAGGUGGGCGGAGCUUAAAUGACGGUCACCAACGGAAGUUAAAGCUGACCUUCUUACGAGGUACAGCACAUGUUGCGAAAGAAGUAAACAAAACACUACGAAUGUAUUAAAAAAAGUAUGUUAUGAACUUCAAGCAUGUCAUCCUAUUGCUUUAAUUUUUUUCUUCGCCCCGAAUUUCCCACAGACGGGCAAUCAAACCAAUGAAGAGGUCAAUUUGGGUCACCGCCGGGUCAUGAAAAACACGGUAUUGCAUUGCAGCUGAAAAGUGAGCAACAAAACACGUUUUCUGAACGUGAACCCUAUAACAAAUGUGUGGAAAAACACACGUUUUUAGAACGCAUUCCUAACCAUGUUUUUGUUUUGUGGCCCGUUCCUACUGGAAGAAACAGGCCCUACAAGUGUUCAAAGAUGUACUGUACUGACACCUGAAUGAAAUAUUAAUUUUUCAGUUGCUGAUUUUUAUUUACUUUCAAUUAAAGUAUCUUUUUAACAAUUCUGAAUAAAUAUUCCAGAAAAAUGUA
Messenger RNA from Anneissia japonica, 3463 nucleotides. RefSeq names its product nucleoporin SEH1-like. The record is from RefSeq and is a predicted model, not a curated record. The transcript has 11 exons. Gene Ontology annotation, biological process: positive regulation of TORC1 signaling; cellular response to amino acid starvation. Gene Ontology annotation, molecular function: protein binding; structural molecule activity. Gene Ontology annotation, cellular component: nuclear pore outer ring; Seh1-associated complex. Bases 81 to 1160 code for a protein of 359 amino acids. Lineage: Eukaryota; Metazoa; Echinodermata; Crinoidea; Comatulida; Comatulidae.